Messenger RNA from Aspergillus pseudonomiae, 1305 nucleotides. Its product is annotated as ferritin-like domain-containing protein. The record is from RefSeq and is a predicted model, not a curated record. The transcript has 5 exons. NCBI's taxonomy places the organism in Eukaryota, Fungi, Ascomycota, Eurotiomycetes, Eurotiales, Aspergillaceae. The coding region runs from base 1 to 1266 and encodes 421 amino acids.
AUGUCCUUGAAUCGGUUUCUCGCGCUCAGUUGCCUGAGCUCCGUGCCAGUGAUACUGGCAGUUCCCCCAGGCAAAAGUUGUUCGAUCUACAACUGUUCCACCUGUGGUCAUGGCACCCCAACCACCACUGGGGCAUUGCAUGCUUCUUCAAUUGAUACUGGGGUUCCUAGCUUGGGAAUCUCGCCCACAGUGACAACUUACCCUAGCGAUGGGCAACUCCACGACCCUCAGCCAGGCCCAUAUAUCCCAGCUGGGGGUGUUGGAACUGGGGGAGAAACGCCGGUUUACAACGCGAAGAGCGACUUCGACUAUGAGUCGUUGGCCCUUACUCUUUAUCAAGAAUAUACUGAGCUUGAUCUGUUCCACGGUGGCUUGGCCCGCUUUUCGGUAGAGGAAUUCACAGCUGCUGGGCUCACGGCUGAGGAUCGUUUUUUGAUCGAGUUCAUGGCGGUUCAGGAGAUUGGACAUGCAACGAUGGUUACCAACAUACUAGGAGCCGAGGCCCCUAGGAUGUGCACCUAUAACUAUCCGUAUACCAUGGUGCAUGAGUUUGUGGACUUCUGUCAGAAGCUCACUCGCUUUGGGGAGUCUGGUGUUUAUGGUUUCCUACCUCAUCUCAAUUCGCCAAAUGAUUUUCCGUCAAUUGGAAGACUUUUCCCAACGCCGGUCUGGUUUGAGGUUGGUGUACCCCAGUCUUGGGCUUGGACAUUACUGGCACCAUACAUCAGCUCGUGCCCCGAGAAUCAGACCAGGUUGGCCUGGCAGAACUUUCCUGCCUUAUACAUCGAAAACCAGCCAAAUCCGGCGAGAAUCAACGGAUCAUCUGCUUUCAAUGAGACAGUAGGAGGAGAGGUCGACGACUCGUGUGUCAACUCCACUACCCUGGGCACUAGCUGCUACCCUGCGAUUACACAUAACCGCACGAUGCCCCUGUCAUGGCCAGGUCGAGAGGUGUUUCUUCACUGGGAUGAACCAGGUCGACCAGUCGGACCUAACAACAGCUACAUCACCUCGACGAGCGCAGGAGAUCCCAAGUACGUAGUGUGGGUAACGCAGCUGAAUGUGACAUAUUCUCCCCUAGAAAUGACCGGCGACAACUAUGGAUCGACAAUUCAACCUGACGUCCAGACUUAUGCCGGCGAUCCUGCAAUCAAUGGCACCAUGUUCAUUGCGAUCACAGACUCAGACCCCUAUUUGAGUCCGUUCAACCUCUCAAUGAUCAAUCCCCACGUGGUUGCUGGCCCAGCCCUCUAUAAAUCUGGUUGAUAAAUUCUUCAUCUUGAGCCAUGUUUAAGCUGAUAAGCU